AUGUCACUGAUUCGUCUCUCCCGCCACAAUUCAUUAACGAUCCUCACGCGCAGCCUUCACGGCGCUUCUUCCGACGAAACAGUUUCAACCUAUUCACGACUCGUAGACCGUUACAACUUCCAUCCACCACCACCACCGCCAGCUUCUGAAGAUCCCAAGAAGAAUAAGAAGCCGCCGAAGCCGCAAUACCGACCUCCUUCGUCUCUAGAAGGAGUGAAGAAGAUCCACUCAAGUCUCCCUUUCGAUUUCAGGUUCAGUUACACGGAGAGUAGCUCAAGCGUCAGGCCCAUUGGGCUGAGAGAGCCCAAAUACUCUCCUUUCGGGCCCGAUCGGUUGAACAGGGAAUGGACGGGGGUAUGUGCGCCGGCGGUGGACCCGAAGGUAGAGACGGUGGAAGGAGUUGAGGAUCCGAAGUUGGAGGAGAAAAGGAGGAAAGAGAGGGAGAAGAUACAGGGCCCACCUCUAACUGAAGCGGAGAGGAAGUUUCUUGUUGAGCUUUGUCAGAGAAGCAAAACCAAAAGACAAAUCAAUCUCGGGAGAGAUGGUUUGACUCAUAACAUGCUUAAUGAUAUUUAUAACCACUGGAAACAUGCUGAAGCUGUUCGUGUCAAAUGUCUUGGUGUCCCUACUCUUGAUAUGAAGAACGUUAUCUUCCACCUUGAGGAUAAAACUUAUGGGCAGGUUGUUUCUAAGCACUGUGGUACGCUUGUGUUAUAUAGAGGGAGAAACUAUGAUCCUAAGAAAAGGCCUAAGAUUCCUUUGAUGUUGUGGAAGCCUCAUGAACCUGUCUACCCUAGGCUUAUUAAAACUGCCAUUGAUGGUCUUACCAUUGAGGAGACCAAAGCUAUGAGAAAGAAAGGGCUUGCUCUUCCUCCCCUCACUAAACUCGCUAAGAAUGGGUAUUACGGUAGUCUUGUUCCAAUGGUGAGAGACGCUUUCCUCGUUAGUGAUUUAGUACGGAUUGAUUGCUUGGGACUAGAGAAAAAGGAUUACAAGAAAAUUGGUGCUAAGCUAAGGGAUUUGGUGCCUUGCAUCCUGGUGACAUUUGACAAGGAGCAGGUCGUGAUUUGGAGAGGUAAAGACUAUACGCCACCCGAGGAGGACGAAGGUGAAUAUCCUUCAUUCAUCACUAAUCGUCCCAAGGACUCUGAUGCUAUAUCACCAAACUAG
Messenger RNA from Eruca vesicaria subsp. sativa (arugula), 1170 nucleotides. Lineage: Eukaryota; Viridiplantae; Streptophyta; Magnoliopsida; Brassicales; Brassicaceae. The record is from the annotation of a GenBank genome assembly.